This is a messenger RNA of Lates calcarifer (barramundi perch), 1432 nucleotides long. RefSeq names its product ras-related protein Rab-7L1. Bases 421 to 1041 code for a protein of 206 amino acids. The transcript has 5 exons. Gene Ontology annotation, biological process: vesicle-mediated transport. NCBI's taxonomy places the organism in Eukaryota, Metazoa, Chordata, Actinopteri, Centropomidae. Gene Ontology annotation, molecular function: GTP binding; GTPase activity. The record is from RefSeq and is a predicted model, not a curated record. Gene Ontology annotation, cellular component: vesicle; trans-Golgi network; Golgi apparatus.
CUUCCCUCCAGAAAGCAAAACUUGUAAAUGAGAGCGCUGUGCCAGACAGAGAGUAGGACAGUCUAGAGAAAUAGUUAGGGAAAUGUAUUUUACAUUUACAUUUGCACACCGUUUUUUAAGUUAUUUUAAUGAUAAUUUUGCAGUUAAAGGCAGUGGAGUUUAUUUAGUACAGAAAGUACAGAAAGUUCAGAUGUAUAGCCUGAAAGGAAACUGAAAUGUUCAGGGUCAACAAAAGAAAAGAACAGCUCCGGUAAACUAAAAUCCAGGUUGGCUAUAGUGGAGUGUUUGUUCAGUAACAGGAAAUAGUUUUGCCUGUCUGCCUUAUAAAUCUCAUUUCCUGACAUGAGGUUUGAACUUUGAGCUGCCGGCACCUUUUCAUGCUGAAACUUCUCACAUGUUGUGGUCAAACGGAGGAAAGCAAUGACCGAGCACCUGAUGAAAAUACUGAUUGUCGGAGAUGGAAAUGUUGGGAAAUCCUCCUUUGUACAUCGCUACGUCAAUGGACAGUUCAACAAGAUGUACAAGAUGACAGUGGGAGUGGAUUUUUCUGUGAAGCUGCUGCACUGGUCAGAUAAAGAAAAAGUCAGAGUGCAACUGUGGGAUGUCGCAGGCCAGGAGCGCUUCAUAUCCAUGAGCAGGAUCUAUUAUAAAGGUGCUUCAGGCUGUGUGAUCAUGUUUGACGUCAGUAGCUCUUCUAGCUUCCUCAGCUGUCGCCAUUGGAAACAGGACCUGGACAACAAGGCCAUGCUGCCCAACGGAGACCCGAUCCCCUGCAUCCUGCUGGCCAACAAGUGUGACCUUGCUCAGCGGGUUGUUUCAGCAGACAGCAUCAACAAGUUCAGUAAGGCCAACGGCUUCGUUACGUGGAUGGAGACUUCAGUCAAAGAAAACAAGAACGUUGGAGAGGCUAUGAGGAGGCUGGUUCAGGAGAUCCUGUCCACUAGGUCAAGUCUGGACUCAUUUCAACCAGGACCUCAAGACAGUGUUAAUCCACAGCUGGACUCUGAGGGCAGCAGCAGCAGAGGAGUGGGCUGUUGCUGAAACACUGCUGUCAUCUACAACAAAGUCAAACAAACACCAGGACCUGCUCAUUAGUUUGCACCCCUGAGUUGUCUGAGGUGCCACUGAGCAAGGCACUUAACCUUCAGUUCUUAUUGAGGCUGUUGGUAUCCAGCAGUAGAAGAGGACAGAUGAAGGAUCUGGAUCUGAAGAGGAACGUUCACUUUCUAAAUGGACACUAACACUACAUUUUUCAAGCAUCACAUUAAAAAGACAAUGUACAAUUAAAAAUCCUCAGUGAGGAUGGUUUUUCUGGGGUUAAUUACCAGAGUUUUACUGUCACAAUGCCAAAAUCAGGAUAUCUAAACUUUAUCCUUUUUGUGACCCCAGUUUUUGGGACAAUCAAUCAUUAGAUUAAAGAUAGUGAAUCCAA